Molecule: messenger RNA, 3210 nt
Organism: Lodderomyces jiufengensis
Lineage: Eukaryota; Fungi; Ascomycota; Pichiomycetes; Serinales; Debaryomycetaceae
Product: mRNA-binding U2 snRNP complex subunit
Exons: 1
Coding region: 1-3210 (1069 amino acids)
Biological process (GO): spliceosomal complex assembly
Cellular component (GO): U2-type prespliceosome; catalytic step 2 spliceosome; U2 snRNP
Molecular function (GO): mRNA binding
Source: RefSeq, a predicted model, not a curated record
AUGCUGAUGAAUGGGACAAAGAAUCGACUAACGGGUAAUUACUCAAUAUCUGAUGUGUUAAAUAGAGAAUUACAAAAAGAAUUUGAACGUGAUGUCUCCAUAUCCAACCAAUCACUACAAAACGAAAUUAAUAAAAACGACUACAAUAAACAGAAAAGAGUGAUGAAUUUAAAUUUUGAUGAUCAACGAUCUCAAAAGGAUAUCUUGAAUGAACGUAAUCUAGAAAGAGAAGAAAGAAGAGUACAGCAGUUUAUAAAAGAACGAAAUGACUAUGGUGAAGAUUCAGAAUAUGAAUUAAAACGAAGAAAAUUGAAUGAACAAGAGGAAAAGACUAAAGAAUUAUCACCAUCAGAGACAAGUCUUAUACGGAGAUUGAAAGAGGAUAAUGUACCAAUCAUUAAUGGUAUACCAUUGACUGAUGAGAUUCUUGACAGAAUACUACCUGAAGGAUUUGUUAAAGUAAAACCUCCCUCAGAUUUUCAACAACUACAAACAACAUCAAAACCAGAUAUAACUACGUCAACUACUACUAAAGAGUAUUUCCCACCAACGAAUGAAAUAGCUGCAAUAUCAACAUCAUUAUCAACUAAAGAGAUACCAGGAGUGCACGGACUAGAAUAUUUUAAAGAAGAAGAUAUGAAGUAUUUCGGCAAUCUACUAAAGAUUAAACCUGAAGAUUUGGAUGAAGACGAAAGAAAAGAAGUGCAAUCGAUGAAACUUAUAUUAAAAGUUAAAAACGGUACUCAGAUUGUCAGAAAAAGAGCCAUGAGAUCUUUAACCGAAAGUGCAAAAAAUUUUGGUCCUAAAAUUAUAUUAAGUCAAAUACUACCAGUACUUGUUGAACCGACCUUAGGAGAUCAAGAAAGACAUCUACUAGUUAAAAUGGUUAGUAGAACAUUAUUUCAACUUCAAGAUUCAGUACGACCAUAUACAGACAAAAUCGUACAUGUGUUGUCUCCAUUUUUAAUCGAUGAGGAUCCAACUUUAAGGAAUGAAACUAAGGACAUUUUAACAAAUUUAGUAAAAGCAGUUGGGUUUGGAACUAUCAUAUCAACCUUGAGGCCGGAUCUUGAUCAUGUUGAUGAAUAUGUUAGAAAUUUAACUUCAAGAGUACUUGCAAUCGUUGCUAAUACAACAGGUUUACAACAGUAUUUACCAUUUGUUAGGGCAGUAGUGAAAUCUCGUAAAACCUGGACAGCAAAGCAUACAGGUAUAAAAUCCCUACAACAAUUAUGUAUAACAUUAGGAAAAGGAAAUGGAUCUGCUGUACUACCACAUUUGACUCAAAUAAUUGAAAUUUUGACUCCAGCUAUACACGAUGAAUCACCUCAUGUUAAAACAAUCACAGCUAUUACAUUAUCACAAUUGGCAGAAAAUGUUGCACCUUAUGGGAUUGACUCGUUUGAACAAAUUUUGGAACCACUUUGGUAUGAAAUUAGAAUGCAAAGAGGUAAAGGAUUAGCAGCAUUUUUAAAAUGUAUUGGAUCAAUUAUACCUUUAAUGGCUUAUGACCCUAAUUACGAAGAGUAUACGAAUUACUAUACUGCAGAGGUAAUGUUUUUGAUAACAAAACAAUUUACUACUCCAGAUGAAGAUAUGAGAAAAACAAUUUUGAGAUUAAUGACAGGAUUACCAUUAUCAAGAGCAUUAAUACCUGAUUACGAUAAUAAAUUGAUCAAACCUUUUUUCAAAUCAUUUUGGAAUAGAAGAACAGCAUCUGAUAAUUCACAAAUAAUAAAUCUUGUUGUAGCUGCAACUAAUCAUUUGGCUGAUAAAUUUGAUUUUAUUACAAUUAUAAUGAAUAUUAUAUAUUUCAGUAAGGAUGACAAUGAGCAAUUAAGGAGAUUAUCAAUUGAAGCAUUAAAUGUUAUUAUAUCGAAUAAACCUGACGAAUUGCUUGGUUUAUCUACUGAACAAGUUGAAAGUUUAGUUGAUGGAGUUUUAUUUGCAUUUCAAGAGCAGUCAACACAAAACAAAAUCUACUUGAAUGCAUUUGGAGCAAUAUCGAAGGCAUUAGCUUUAAGAAUGAAACCUCAUUUAAAUUCAAUUAUAAGUUCAGUAUUGUACAGAAUGAAAAAUAAAUCACCAGAAAUACGACAGCAAUCUUCAGAUUUGAUAGCCAUUAUUGCACCAGUCAUUAAAUUAUGUUCAGAAACUGACGAUGAGAUAUUAGCAAAAUUAAUAUUGAUAUUAUAUGAAUCAUUGGGAGAAGUAUAUCCUGACGUGUUAGGUUCAAUAAUAAAUGCAUUAUAUUCAUGUGUCAAUUCCAUAGAUAAAUCAACUUUUUUACAAAUGGAUAAUCCUUCAGUCAACCAAAUUUUACCAACAUUAACACCAAUUUUGAAGAAUAGACAUGAAAAAGUACAAGAAUCAAGUAUCAGAUUAAUUGGACUAAUUGCAACAAAAAAUGCGGAAACAAUUGCUGCAAAAGAAUGGAUGAGAAUUUGUUUUGAUUUAUUAGAAAUGUUAAAAUCCAACAAGAAAAAAAUAAGAGUUGAAGCUAAUGCAACAUUUGGAUAUAUAUCAAAAACAAUUGGACCACAAGAUGUUAUAGUUAUGUUAUUAAAUAAUUUAAAAGUUCAAGAACGUCAACUCAGAGUUUGUACAGCUGUUGCAAUGGGUAUAGUUGCAGAAACUUGUCAACCUUUUACUGUUUUACCAGCUAUAAUGAAUGAAUACAAAACUCCUGAAAAGAAUGUUCAAAAUGGUGUCUUAAAAGCUUUAAGUUUCUUAUUUGAAUAUCUUGAUGGCAACACCACAAAAGAUUAUUUAUUUGCUAUAACUCCAUUAUUAGAAGAUGCAUUAAUUGAUAGAGAUUUAGUUCAUAGACAGACUGCUUCAACUGUUGUUUUCCAUAUUGCAAUGAAUUGUUAUGGAAUAAUUGAAUCAGAAUAUAACGAUGUUUUCAUUCACUUGUUGAAUUUAAUUUUACCAAAUAUUUAUGAGACUUCACCUCAUGUUAUAGCUAGAAUUUUGGAAAGUUUAGACUCAUUAAGAUUGACUUUAGGUAAUGGUACCUUUAUGAAUUAUAUAUGGGCAGGUUUAUUCCAUCCAGCAAGAAAAGUUCGUAAUGCAUUUUGGAAAAUUUUCAAUAGUGCUUAUGUACAGUGUAGUGAUGCAUUAGUUCCUUAUUAUCCUAAAAUUGAAAAUAUAGCUGACGAAGAAGAAAAAUCAAAAUACUAUGUUGAAGAAUUGGACUUGUGUUUAUAA